Messenger RNA from Didymodactylos carnosus, 729 nucleotides. NCBI's taxonomy places the organism in Eukaryota, Metazoa, Rotifera, Eurotatoria, Philodinida, Philodinidae. The record is from the annotation of a GenBank genome assembly.
AUGAAUUCAGUGGCCUUCCAGGCUCAACGUGCUGUUUACUUUAGAAAAAUCGAUUCAUUACGAUUAAACAAUUCAAUCAUGUACUGCCACGAUGAAACAUGGUUAAAUAAAAAUGAAGAAAAAACAGUCGUUUGGUUUGAUGAUAACGGUUAUGGUCGUCUUAGAAAGAGUGAAGGAAAAGGGACUGAUGGUUUUCUUAGUCUAAAUGGUUUUCACCUUCGUUCAUUGGAUAUUUUCAAGUGCGAUGAAGUGCAUUCUAUGGAUAAUAAUCAUUUUGUUGCAUGGAUGGAUAGUGCAGCUAGUACUUUACGCUCUGAACAUGGAAAAUCGGCUAAAAUUGCCAUUAUUAUAGAUAAUGCCACGUGGCAUAACAAGCUUACUCCAGAAUCCGAACCACCAAAACGUGCUUGGAUGACAAAGGCCGAAUUAAUUGAAUUAGCUUUUACUCAUUUAUCGCCAAAAGAAUACAUAGCUGACAAAAUAGCAAGUAAAUAUGAUAUUGAAAUUGUUCGAAUACCGGUCAAGCACUGUGUGUUAAAUCCCAUUGACGAGUGGUUGGCAGCGUGUGAUCCUGAACAUGCUUCUGGCUAUUUUACAUACGUUCAUAAACAUGAAGAAAUAUUUAAAACUGCAGAUAAAAUUGCUGAAGAAUUAGAAAAUGAUCUAAUCGACGGCGACGAUGAUAUCGAUAACGAGAUGUUAAAUGAUGAUGAUGAAACCAAUGAUUGA